Molecule: messenger RNA, 3396 nt
Organism: Plasmodium cynomolgi strain B
Lineage: Eukaryota; Apicomplexa; Aconoidasida; Haemosporida; Plasmodiidae
Product: mitochondrial carrier protein
Exons: 1
Coding region: 1-3396 (1131 amino acids)
Biological process (GO): iron import into the mitochondrion
Cellular component (GO): mitochondrial membrane
Molecular function (GO): ferrous iron transmembrane transporter activity
Source: RefSeq, a predicted model, not a curated record
AUGAACGAGCUAUCCGUAAACGACGCCUUUGACGACAUUGAAAUUGAGUCUUUUGAUUUUAUUUGGGAAGAAUGGGAAGAGUACAAAGGAGAUGUGCCCCUAUGGCAACAUAUAUUCUGUGGAAGUAUAGCAGGGCUGAUGGAGCACGUUUUUAUGUACCCUCUGGACACGAUUAAAACGUAUAUACAAACGAACGAUCGUCUGAAAGGCAGCAGGAGGGUGUACGACAGGUGCAACGUGUACAGCCAAAAUGGUAAUGGGAGCAAUUUCAACGACAUAAAGGUUCACAAAAGUGGCUUGCAUGUGGAUAAGAAAACAUUUUGCACGUCUAGAGGGUGUGAUGGAUGUAUUUAUAAGAAGACAUGUACUUAUGACAAUUUUUGUAACAUGAAGAUGAUGACUCCGUUUAAUAAAAAAGGUGUUUUUCACGCCAGCACACUUGGUGCUACAUCAGAUGGAUUGAGAAAAAGUAAACACAAUUUGAGAAAAUUCCUUUGCGGCGGUUUAAAUGUAGAACAGAGGGGAGUAAUGGCCCAGGUGGUGAAUAAAAAAUUUCAACCGCGUAGACACCAUAGUAGAGUAAUGAAUAAACAGUUUGCUGCCGAGAGUAGAAUUGUUAACCAGGACAAAUGUGGUAGCGGUCAGUAUAACAAUUUGGUCAGAUUAAGAAAGUACCGAGCAUGCAAUUUGUUUGACAAACCUCCUGGGGCUGUUGGUGACAGCUGUGCGAUGGGUAACUCCCAGAAUAUGAAAAUCCAUUCAUUAGCCAGAAGUCCUAAGAGGUUGGGGAGGAAUACCUUAAGCAGGGCUAGAAGCGGAGGAACUAUGCAAGUAAAGCAAGAAAUGAAAAACUUCCAAAGGUUUGGAAUGACUUGCGACACGUCUGCUAGUGCUACUACGAAAUGGCAGCGUAGAGACAACACGAAUAAGCUCAUAUUUAACAGUCUUAAGAAGGAUGAUUGCCCCUCAUCAGUUAAUCGCUCAGAAAUUAAUCACUUGGGCUCAAAAAAAGUCACAGGGAGAAUUAUUUUCAAGAAGGGCGGCAACGGUGCAUCCAUGUGGGGGCAGAAAAGUCAGUACCAUAAAUGUGCUGCAAAUGGGGAAACAGUGAAAAAUUGUAAUCCUGCACAGAAGGGUUACAUUGAAAUGAAGCCACUUCUCCGCAAGAUGGGGGCAAGUCACGUAAUAAAAAAGAAUUUAAGGGGGAUAAAAAAGAUAAACAAUGUUUUACUAAAUGAUCUUUUGGGAAGAUGUACCCAUAGAACGAGUAACAGAAGCAGUAACACUCAUUUGGUGCGUGUCAAGAGGAACAACGGUCUAUCUUUGAGGAGGAGUUUAAAAGGUGGUCCCGUUCCCAGCACAGCGAAUGAUAAGAGAUAUGUGAUAAGUGAGUCUAACAAACUGGGCAAGAAAACCAAUUUCUCUUUUAUUUUCUCGGAACAGAAAAGCGUAAGUAGUGGCAAUACUGAUGGCAGUAACAAACCACGGUUAAGUAAUUAUUUGAAGCUGUUCCAAAGGACAAGUAAGAAUCCCCGAUUUGAUCAUUACCUUCCCAGUGAGGCAUUUAAAAAAAGUUAUAUGUUCCAAAAAAAUGAAUGGAAUUUUUUUACCCCCCUUUUGGAAUAUAUAAAAAAGGGUCUUAUCCCAGCCAAGUGGUACAAUAUUACCUUAACCACAUCAGUAAUGUCUAAUGGCAAAGCAGUGAUGAUGAGGAAGGAUGGCUUCAAUUCUUACUACUCCUUGUUAAGAAACAAUAACAAUAUAUUUCGUAAUAACCUAUGCUAUGUAACCAAAAGUUAUAUUUACAGAAACUUGUUUGACAGAAGUAUUCAUUCUUCUUCAUGUAAAAAUAAUUUUUACAAAAAUAGGAACUCCAAUUUUAGCUACUCCAGGUUUAGCAGAAAUGGUAAAAGCUUCAACUUUAUUAGGAGCCUAUUUCCAGAUAUGUCCAAUGGAGUGAACAUAACAACGAGACAAAACUGCACCUUGAUAAGAAGCAAUGUUGCCAAUCUGUACAAGGGGGUUAAUGUCGUCGUGUUAGGAUGCAUUCCUGCACAUGCCAUGUAUUUCUCCACAUUUGAAUAUAGUAAGAAAUACUUCUCCAGUAUGUGCUCUAAGAAUUUGCCCAUCCAAGUGCGGUCCAGCGGCGGGGGUAGCCGCGUGGAGGGGGGGAAUCAGCAUCUUGAUGGGAAGAAAACCGAGGGGGUGAACUACAAAUUGGGAGACCUAAACUAUUUUGGCAUAGCCGUAUCAGGGUUUUUAGCAACCAUCGCGCACGACUUGAUUAUCACCCCCAUAGAUACUCUAAAGCAGAGGUUGCAAUUAGGCAUAAACAAAAACUCCCUGGAUUCGAUAAAGAUCCUAAGGGAACAUGGGAUCAGGAGUUUAUAUUUGAGUUUGCCAAUAACCCUGCUCAUGAACAUCCCCUACCAAAUUAUCAUGAUAUGUACAAAUGAAAAAAUGAAGAAAGUUUACUUCGAGUAUUUUUGCGGCAUGAGUGGGUUGGGUAGGAAUAACAGCCAAGGUGCGUGUACCACUGGUGGGAGCAGCGAUAGGAAUGACUCUGUUGCAGGAGGAGGGCGUACCAACUGCGAAGCAGAGGAGAGCAACAAUACUCCUACGAGCAGUAGUGCGUACCGUCUGCACAAUAGCGAAGCGAAACGUGGCGAAGGAGGCGGUUCUUCGGACAAGUUACAUAGCAGCAUGAAAGAACUUAGCGGCAAUAGUGACAAAUUGAUCAAGUUGUUCAUUGAGCAGGACACAGAUUCGGUGAAUUAUUUGAGUAAAAGUCGCGGGCAAAAGUACGCGCCAAAUGGAGGGGAACAUAUUUUGCUAACUAGCCAAACAACAUUCGAUGGGGAACAAACGAACGAGGAAAUUUUAUUUAAAAAUGUAAUCAACAAAUUAGAAAACAGCUCAAUUAAUGACCUUUCAGAAAAAUAUGACCAUACGAUGGGCGACUCGUUUAACUUUACGGGGACGAAAUGCGAUAAUGUGCAGUUAAAGAAUAUGUGGCUAGGAAACUACAAUAAUGAUGAUAAUAAUGAUGACAAUAACAAUAAUAAGAAUAAGAAUAUGAAGAAGAACGAGUUUUUUAACAAACCGUUUAAUCAUAUUACAUCCUAUUUCGUGUGUGCAGGAAUUGGUGGCGGAAUAGCCGCCGUGGUGACAAAUCCACUUGACGUUAUUAAGACGAGGAUUCAGACGGAGUGCUUUAACGCAAAAGGUUUCAAUUUUUAUCGAGUGAUAUCGAACUUGUAUCAUAAGGAGGGUUUUCGUUCCUUUUUCAAGGGAUCCAUGGCAAGAAUGGCCCUGUGCAUUCCUGCUUCGGCCAUAUCAUGGGGGACGUAUGAAACGAUGAAGCGGUUUUUUAAGGUUAACUUCAAUUCGGCGUAG